UUUACUGGGAUUUAACAGGGGGGGGUUCUGUUAUCAACGAGGCUGGCGCCCGGGACUUUUUCGGGAUAUGAACCAAUAACUCCUGACCGGAUAGGCCUACACAUAUCGAAACAACAAAAAUACACAGGAGAAACUUUGAAGCGCUCAAGUGAACGCCUGGUUUAUUUGGAGCAGAAUUCAAAACUAUCCACAUAAACACGCGGGGAUGUCGAGGGGAGCACAACAACCUAUAGCAUCCCAAAGUUGGGACUUGUAUAUCUAGCAAUGAGAGGUUAACAAAGUUGUAGGUUGGUUGAAGAUUGCUGACCAUUGCGUCUUUGUGGCAAACAUUGCAUAGAACAGCGCCCUACUGUCUAAAAUCACAAAAUCCCUUUUAUCAUAAACUGAAGGGCACCCCAUCUUCAUCAUCCCACACCUAAAGUCACAAUGACGACCUCAUCAUUACGGCGCCAGGUAAAGAACAUUGUAAACAACUACACAGAUGCAGAGGUCAAGGUCAGGGAGGCGACCUCCAAUGACCCAUGGGGUCCUCCUACCUCGCUCAUGAUGGAAAUAGCAGACCUAACCUUCAAUGUGGUGGCUUUAACUGAGGUCAUGGGAAUAAUCUGGAAGAGACUCAAUGAUCACGGCAAGAACUGGCGGCAUGUGUACAAGGCGCUCACUCUACUGGACUAUUUGAUCAAGACGGGAUCAGAGCGAGUGGCACAGCAGUGCAAGGAGAACAUUUACGCCAUCCAGACUCUGCGGGACUUCCAGUACAUUGACAAGGAUGGUCAGGACCAGGGCAUGAACGUGCGGGAAAAGUCCAAGCAGUUGGUGUCUCUGCUGAGGAAUGAUGAGCGGCUCAAGCAAGAGAGAUCCCAGGCACACAAGACCCGUGAGCGCAUGACAGGAACCAGCAGUGUAGUGGGCUAUGGAUCUUUACCCCCUCCUUAUCCAGGACGCCGCACCAGUCAGCCCAGCAUGGCAGCACUGUAUGGGGAAGAUUAUGGCAGAUCUAGGGGCUCACCGUCUUCGUUUAACUCCUCCUCUUCCUCCACUCAUCUGGCUCCUGAUCUGGAGUGCGCCCGGCCGCAGACGAGCGGAGAGGAGGAGCUUCAGCUGCAGCUGGCCUUAGCCAUGAGCCGAGAGGAGAGUGAGAAGCCUCCUCCUCCUCCUGCUGCUGCUGCUCUGGAUAUUGAUGAACAGACACAGCUCCAGAUUGCAAUGAGUCUCAGUAAGGAGGAGGCACAGAAGCCAGUGCUCGCUCCUGUCGCUGCCCUGGACAUGGAUGAAGAUGCACAGCUCCAGCUGGCCCUUAGUCUCAGUAAAGAGGAACAUCAACAGGAGGAACGAAGUCGCCAGGGAGAUGAGUCGCUGCUCCAGAAAGCUCUUGAGGAGAGCAAACGGGAGAUUGAGGCCAAAGGAGGAGGAUCUGCCAUAUUGGAUCUUGUAGAAGUUUUUGCUCCAGUUCCUGAUGCACCCUCUAGUACCCAUCCUUGGGAUUCAUCCGGAGGUCAUAGUGCCAAAGCCCAGGCUGGUCCUCUGAGGUCUGACCCCUGGGAUUGUCUGGCAGAGGCCAGCUCUUCAAGUCAGAGGUCUAGUAGCUCAUGGAUGGCACCACCUGCAUCAAGUGUUCGAUCCCAGCCUUGGUCACAGCGACAGCCGGCUCUUGACCCAUGGGAAGCCCCUCAGAAUGCCCCAAGUCCUGUUUCCAGGAAUCAGACCUGGACCUCCCCUGCUCGUACCGGAACUGGAGUGGAUCCCUUCUCUCCCCCAACAGUGGACGGACAAGGAUCUAUUGGCCCUCUCAAAACUCCUUCCCCUCGGGCAGGAAGUCCCUCAGAUGACGAUCUUUUUGAUGAGGCUAUGGAUGGAGGUCAGGCAAAUGUGAAUGGCCAUGGUAGUCCAGCGCUUUUCGAUUUGUCUUCCUUGGGCAAAAAUCUACCAAAACCAACUCCUCGAACCUGCAGCACUCCAGAGGCAUUCCUGGGCCCCACUGCAGCUUCACUUGUCAACCUAGAUUCUCUGAUACCUUCCAACCCUCCUGCUAAGAACUUCAACCCAUUUUUAUCAGGAGUGAACGCUCCCUCAGCGACUAAUCCAUUCCAACAUGAACAACAGCGUCUCACUCUUAAUCAGAUGCGUCCCAGUUCCACAUCCCCUGUACCCACAUCCCUCCCAUUCAGUGGCUCUCAGUCCAUGCCUGCCAGCAACCAGCCCUCCUCCCUGCCUAGUACCUUCACUCAGUCUGUGCAUGCUCAUCUGGAGAUCCAUGGGAACCUGCCCCAACCGCUGCUACCCCUGUCAACCACAUACACACUUGGAGAUCCAGACCAACACAAUCAGAAUCCAUUCCUAUGAAAGACCGCCUGACCAGACCCCAACAAGGCCUGGCACUAUUUACUGGCCUUGAGAUAGAAAUUUUAACCACCAACUUGACUCAGCAGGAACUUUUUAAAUAGCUUGGCUAUUUUCACAACCUCCUGGUUUUGCUCUUUGUAGGCAUUCUUAAGGGCCAUUCACACAUACAGUGAUUUGCAGCGAGAAUUUUUUUUCAUAAUAACUGUUUUCAAACUGGUUUCCCUAACAUCUGAUUCCUUGUCAAAUUAGAAUGACUUCUUAUUAUUAACCAGCUAUCCACCUUUUUCCUGAAUGCGGAAGUGUUCCACGAUUCAUAACGGAAGCCUGUUUUCGUUUUCCAGUCUCAAGUGUUUUCACUUGCAUCACUUUUUUAGUGGAUAAUGUGAUGUUUAGCAUAUUCAAUUUGUAAAAUUUGGCAAAUAAAAAAAAAAUGUGUGGCUCCAUAUGGCUGAUACUUUAGCUUACUUUAGUAGUGAUGACCGUAUUUUGACAGUGCCUCACCGGAGAUGCUAGAUGACAUGAAGAGAUGGACCAAGGUUUGUUAUGUUGAUAUCAUUAACUACUUUGAGUCGUUAUGCUAGCCAUCGAGUUGAUCCUGAAAUAAUUUUUACUCUAAAUGCUUGUUGUUCUCCUUGAUCACUUGUUUCUGUAGUUUUGUCAUUGCUUCUUAUGGAGACAGGUACUAGAAAACAGUCCAGGGGCAAUCUAAAUCAUCAUGGCACCACCUAAUGGUUGCUCAGGGAAACUGUGGAUACAUCCCAUUUAAGAUCAGAAAUUUCAAAAAGCUAUGGCCAGUUGUGCGACCCACCAAUAACUUUAGGGCAUCAGCAGCAGAAACACCCACUACGACCAACAAUACAGUUUCUCUGUGACCUCCAACGAUAAAAUCGCUUGAUGUGUGAACACCCCUUCCAUUGUAAUUGCUGUAUGUGUGAACGUCCACUAUGCAUUACAUGACAAUAUAGAAGUAUGCAAGCUUUAUAAGAAACUACCAAUAAAUGGCACAAUUUAAGGUUGAGAAUUAAAUAUUUAAUGUAACUCCCACAGAAUGAAUAACAUCAUACUUAUUGUACAUACUUAUUAUCACAUUAUUGUGAGAAUUAUUUGGAAAGAAUAACACACUUGUUAGUCAUACCAUAAAACCCAAUACAUAACCAAGCACAAGUCCAAAGCCUCUCAUGCAUUUUUGGAAUUAUCCUAUUGUUGAUUUCUUGCACCAAUUCCUAGCUGUGUUUUAGUGUUACUUUCUUAGCCUGGAGUAUCUGAUGACUUCUUGCAAUGCUCUCCUUUAAUUUACUUGAGAUGACUGUUAUCUGCAAAGUGAAAUCAGUGAUUGAGAGAUGAUUGAAAUCCAUCCAGAGAAGGGAUGCCAUUCUGAAUAUGGAUUCUAACACCAGUAUCUCAGAUAAAAGGGACUAAGAAUUUGGGACAAAUAAUUUAUGAAGACAAUUCUAAAGUAUAAUGAUUUUAUAAUAUUGGGCAUUGACUGUUGAAUGAAUAGACUUCCAGCAAGAGAAUGUACUUACUGUGGCAUUCAGAAUGAAUCAAUGCCACAUACUAACAGAAUGUAAGAAUGUGAGACCGCUACACGUGAUGGGUUGUACAUGAUUUUGCUCAGCAAAUACAAGGAUGAAUAUGAAAAUGA
Messenger RNA from Myxocyprinus asiaticus (Chinese sucker), 3988 nucleotides. RefSeq names its product epsin 3a (gene epn3a). NCBI's taxonomy places the organism in Eukaryota, Metazoa, Chordata, Actinopteri, Cypriniformes, Catostomidae. Gene Ontology annotation, molecular function: phospholipid binding; clathrin binding. The coding region runs from base 427 to 2343 and encodes 638 amino acids. The transcript has 11 exons. Gene Ontology annotation, cellular component: clathrin vesicle coat; endosome; plasma membrane. The record is from RefSeq and is a predicted model, not a curated record. Gene Ontology annotation, biological process: endocytosis.